Molecule: messenger RNA, 890 nt
Organism: Anopheles nili
Lineage: Eukaryota; Metazoa; Arthropoda; Insecta; Diptera; Culicidae
Product: tryptase beta-2-like
Exons: 4
Coding region: 72-890 (272 amino acids)
Biological process (GO): proteolysis
Molecular function (GO): serine-type endopeptidase activity
Source: RefSeq, a predicted model, not a curated record
UGGAACGUGCUACGUGUUACUUCUGUCGCCCGGUGCAACGCGGGUGGGAUCGUCAGUACACCUUCGCGGGUAUGCUGCAAUGCUUAGUGAUCGUGCUGGCAGGAGGAUUGGUGACGUGGCUCGCGUGCCCCGCCGAAGCAAUCGUUCGAGGUGAAUCCGUCCAGCAGCAGAAGGAUACGUUCCCAUUUGCCGUGUCGCUGCAACUGGCCGAUGAAAAGUGGACACACUUCUGCGGCGGGACUCACCUGGGAAGCGGGUGGAUUCUUACGGCUGCCCACUGUAUCGUUGCAUUGACGAAGAGCAACCAAACGCAGAUCGUCGCACAAUUCGGAGGCCACCAGCUAAACGAUAGCACCGUCGAACGUUUCCCGAUCGUCGAAACGCGCACAUCACGCACGUUCAACCCCGUGACCAUGGUUGGAGACAUUGCGUUGCUGCGGGCAUCCCUACGGCCUACGGAUGCUGAUCGUGCCGGAACCCCGACGAUGUCCUUAACGCUACCGACCGUCCGCGAGCGCACGCCAGUCAACGGAGAAUUGUGCUACAUCUUCGGGUACGGUUCCGAAUCGUACGACGGACCGGUCAGCACAACGCUCCGGUAUGGUACGGUGCUGGCCCUCGAACACAGCAGCUGCACUGGAAUGAUGGGAGCCGUCGUCGCCCCGCCACCCGAUUCGGGAAUGUUCUGCGCCAUUGGACGGUCCGACGCGUGUAAGGGUGACUCGGGUGGCGGGUACGUGUGCCGGAAGCCGUUUUCCUCCCGCUUUGCGCUGCGUGGCGUCAUAUCGUACGGUGUCGGUUGCGGUGCGUCCGGAACGCCUGGUGUAUACACCGACGUCGCUUACUAUCUAACGCGCUACCCGUUGAAUUCCAUCGCAGGUGCUCCUUAA